Microplitis mediator is the source of this 637-nucleotide messenger RNA. Its product is annotated as mediator of RNA polymerase II transcription subunit 15-like. The coding region runs from base 249 to 521 and encodes 90 amino acids. Gene Ontology annotation, biological process: regulation of DNA-templated transcription. The transcript has 4 exons. NCBI's taxonomy places the organism in Eukaryota, Metazoa, Arthropoda, Insecta, Hymenoptera, Braconidae. Gene Ontology annotation, molecular function: transcription coregulator activity. The record is from RefSeq and is a predicted model, not a curated record.
ACGAGACCCAACAAAAAAUAAUUUGUUAGCAUUCAGUUUCGAGGUUAUAAGAAAAAGCUUGUGUUUGAUGCUUCUAAUUGUCUCUGACUACGUCACCAAGCUUCACGUUAUUUCGUGCAAUUAAAUAUUAUUUAAUAUAUGUGUAUAUGUAUAUAAAUAUACAUAAUACUGUAACCAGUGCUAGGACAAGCGUUAAACAAUAAAUAUAUUUUUAAAAAUUUGUUUUCUAAGUUACAAAUUUUGAAAUCAUGGCUGCAGACGACGAGAACUGGCGGACACAGCAGAAUCGCCAGAAUGUCAUCGCCAGAAUAGACUUGGCGUUACAGAGCGCGGGGGAACCACCCAUGAAAUAUAGCGCGGAGAUGGAAAAUUGUGUCUUCGAAAUAGCCAAAACUAAAGAGCAGUAUCACCGUUAUGUUGAAAAAGUGAUUGACUAUCUGUCAGGAUUAAAUGAAAAUAAUUUGGCAGCUGGAGCUCAAGGGGCAGCGGGUCAAGGAGUUCAAGAUCCGACGGGUGUCUAAAUGAUCGAAAAAUUAAUAAUUGUAUUUAAUAUUUAUUUGAUUUGUGUAAAAUAUUUUCUACAUUACUAAUUACUGAAUGAUAAUAAAAUUUAAAUUAAAUCAUUUACAAAAAAAAA